Cooperia oncophora is the source of this 4314-nucleotide messenger RNA. The record is from the annotation of a GenBank genome assembly. Lineage: Eukaryota; Metazoa; Nematoda; Chromadorea; Rhabditida; Trichostrongylidae.
AUGACUGCUGACGACUGUGAAAAGAAUUUGCAAACUAGUGUGAAAAUCGAUGGAACUCUAUUUUUUCCAGAAUUGGAUUUGAAUACGAAGGCUGUUGUGCGGAUGUGCAACGGCCAGACGAUACUAAAUCACAUCUCUGAUGACAAACAACCAAAAACCUUCGCUUUUGACCACUCUUUCUACUCUACAGAUGUCAAUGAUCCUAACUUUGCAAGUCAAGAGGAAGUGUUCAACAGCCUUGGAUCAGGUGUUUUGGAAAAUGCAUUUGCCGGUUAUAAUGCGUGUAUUUUCGCUUACGGGCAGACAGGCUCUGGUAAAUCCUAUUCUAUGAUGGGUACUUCUGAUCAGCCUGGAAUUAUACCGCGCUUGUGCAAUGAGGUAUUCACAAGGAUCAAAGAGACCACAUGCGAAAGUCUUCAGUACAAAGUUGAAGUCUCCUUCAUGGAGAUCUACAAUGAACGUGUUCGAGAUCUUCUGGAUCCGAAAAAAUCAAAUAAACAUCAUCUUAAAGUACGAGAACAUAAGAUCCUUGGACCACUUGUCGAUGGCUUAUCUGUACUGGCUGUGGAUUCAUUUGAGCAAAUCGCCUCCCUUAUUGAAGAAGGAAAUAAGUCGAGGACAGUGGCGGCCACCAAUAUGAAUGCCGAAAGUUCCCGUUCUCACGCCGUAUUCAACAUAACGCUCACACAAAUCCUCAAGGACAUCGAUAAGGACUUUACUGGUGAAAAAGUAGCGAAAAUUUCUCUCGUUGAUUUGGCUGGAAGUGAACGAGCUGGUAAAACUGGUGCAAUGGGUAAACGUCUUGAAGAAGGUGGUAACAUUAACAAAUCGCUCACCACUCUCGGAAUGGUCAUUUCCGCUCUGGCGGAGCGCUCAAAUGGGAAAAAGGAGAAGUUCAUUCCAUAUCGUGAUUCAGUGCUUACUUGGCUACUAAAGGACAAUCUGGGUGGAAAUUCGCGUACAGUGAUGAUAGCUACUAUUUCACCUGCCGCUGACAAUUAUGAAGAAACGUUAUCUACCCUUCGCUAUGCCGAUCGGGCUAAGCGAAUUGUUAAUCACGCUGUCGUCAACGAGGAUCCUAACGCUCGCGUUAUCCGUGAAUUACGAGAGGAAGUCGAGACUCUUCGUAUGCAGAUCAGCCAAACUUUGAAGGAACAUUCGGAGACCGCGGAAUUGCGAGAACGUCUAGCUGAAAGUGAGAGACUUGUGGCACAAAUGAACAAGUCAUGGGAAGAACGCCUAAAGGAAACUGAGACGCUUAAUAAGGAACGGCAGCGUGAUCUCGCUGAGAUUGGUAUCUCCAUCGAGUCAAGCGGAAUAAAAGUGGAAAAAGAUCGUUUCUACCUAGUCAAUCUUAACGCAGAUCCAUCGCUCAACGAAUUACUGGUUUACUACAUCAACUCAUCAGCAAUCAUAGGCAAUCUCGAUGAAAUUGAAACCAGCCUUGAUUCGGGAUUGGGAAAUUCAGUAGAAGAUCUCGACAAGAAAGAAACUACUGAACGGACCAGUAUUGUACUUCGAGGUUUGGGAGUUAUGAGGCGGCAUGCUAGGUUGAGUGUGGUCGAAGAAAGAGGUCGAUCUAGACUGUACGUUGAACCGCUAUCGACUGAAGGAAGAGUAUGUGUUAACGGAAGGGAAAUCUCCGAUCGUACACCGCUAAGACACGGUAAUCGACUGCUGAUUGGCAUGAACCACUUUUUCCGAGUGAACUGUCCAAAGGAUGUCGACAUGACGCAGUCAGUAUUGGAUGAAAGCGUUCUAUUCGACUAUAACGACGCUUGGCAUGAGGUGAACGGGGAUGGAGGAGGAAAUCCAAUCUCAACAGCGGUCGAUCAGUACAUGGAACAGGUCACGCUGAAACAUCAGGAAGAUAAGCAAGCAGCUCUCGAACGUCAAUAUGAAGCCUUCGAGCGCUACAUACAGAACCUAACAGCGGGCGGCUUUACUCCUUCGACACCAAUGACUCCUGGAUACGGUUUUGGAACUCCACUUGGCACUCCUGGAUCAGCACUUCCACCUUUUCCAUUCCCAGCUAAUCCGAAGCAGAUGGUUCGCAGCAAAUUCUUCUACUGGGCACAGAGGAAAGAGGAAAUGUUUGCUGAAUCGUUGAAACGCUUGAAAAGUGAUGUGAUCCGCGCCAACGCUCUCACUCGUGAAGCGAACAUGAUCAGUCGUGAGCUUGGCAACAGUCGUAGACAGACCACCUACGACGUGACUCUCCAAAUACCAGCAGCAAACCUUAGGCCAAGCAAAAUCAAGGCAGGAACAUUCGUGUGCGAGCCAGUGAUUGUUGUACGUCGUUCGGGUAUGAGUGGAAGUCAACUGUGGACCGUGGCACAAUUGGAGAACAAGCUAAUUGAUAUGAGAGAAAUGUAUAACGACAAGUUAAACGGAGUACCGAGAGCGCCAUCAUGUACGUCAAGCCCCGAAAGCUCCCCAUUCCGCUCGCUACCACCGUCAUCUCCCGAUGAAGUGAUGAUCGAUCCAUUUUUCGAGAGUCAGGAACACCAUAAUCUCAUCGGCGUUGCCAAUGUUUUCCUCGAAGUGUUGUUUCAUGACAUGAAACUCGACUAUCAGGUUCCGAUCAUUUCGCAUCAAGGUGAGGUUGCAGGACGCCUUCAUUCACCUGACCGGGAGUUCAGUGAAGGUCUGGAAAGGGCUGAAGGACUACUGGGCAAAGUGAUCACCUGUAGGGUGCGCAUCAAGAAGGCUUCGUCGCUACCUGAGUCACUGUCGCAUUUCGUCUUCUGUCAGUACUCUUUCUUCAAUCUGUCCGAAAUGCUUGUUGUCGCUCCGGUAUUUGACCCAUCGGAAGCAUCUGAGACUCAAACACAAGCCACUACAUUCGUGUUCGACCAUGAAAAGGACUUCAAAGUUGUCGUGACAGAAGAGCUUCUCGAGUAUGUGCAGGAUGAUGCCCUUUCGAUUGAGGUAUGGGGACAUCGAAACGGGGGCGCACUUGAAAUGGGCGAGCCAAGGUUGGAUGCCGAAGAGAAGAACAAGUCACUGCAGGCGAGAUGGUCUGAAGUGUCGAGGCGACUCGAACUGUGGACUGAAUUCCGCGAGCUUAGCGAAACUGGCCAGUGGGUACCAGUUGAAGUGCGACAGCAAGAAGACGUGGCUACCGGUGGAGUUCACCAACUCAAGCAGGGUCAACAAAGACGUCUCGUUGUGGGUUUGUCACUGCCACAACAUGGCGCUGGUCUGCCUCUUAGUAUAGAUACGAUAACAAGUGUAAGUAUUGGAUGUGUAUGUGUAUCUGAAGCGGGUGAUCGAAGAUUGUUCGAUAGUUACCAGGAAGAAGAUCUUGAACGACUACGCGCCCAGUGGACACUGGCACUGCAGAGUCGGCAGAAGUACCUCGAACAGCAAUUGGACUCGCUCUGUUCGAAAUCCGCCAAAUCCGAAGCAGAACUGGAACGUGAGCAUUCGUUGAUGGGACAGUGGAUAUCGCUUACAGAAGAGCGUUCAGCAGUUUCAAUUCCUGCUCCGAAUUCAGAUAUACCUGGAGCUCCGUGUGACUGGAUUCCUCCCCCUGGUGUCGAGGAGCACGUGCCGGUGUUGUUUCUGGAUUUGAAUUCGGAUGACAUGACAGGAGAAAUGACAAGUGAUGAGAACACUCCUCGAAUUGCCGGGAUGCAUUCAUUUCUGCCGAAGGAGGAAAGUGGCGGUCCAUUGGUCAUGCUCCCGAUCGUGCAUUUUGACGACAAGGAGCUGAUUGCUACUUGCUCUUGGGACAGUUCAAUACACGAUCAUCCAGCUCUUAAUGUCCCUUCAUCGUCGAACGAAAAAGUGUACGCGAUAGUAAAGGUCGGUGUACGUCUCUCACAUCCGUGUUCCAUGGAAUUAGUCCUUCGCAAACGGGUUUGUCUCAAUAUUUACAAGAAGGCUAGCUUAACGGAUCGUAUUCGGAAACGAAUCGUUGGAUCGGAGACAUUACAUCGUACUGCUGUGUAUUAUGACGUCGUUGCACAUCUGCCCAAAUCUUCUCACGACAUGGAAGAACGAUCUUCGUUAGCGUUAAUGGCUGCUCGUCACACGACAUCGUCUGAAGACGAUCAAAAUGCUGUUGGCGAUGGUGGCAGGCAUUCAAAUAGACAGCUGAGUUAUAUCGAAGCGUAUACAAAGUCCAUUCAAGCAGUUGAAUCGAUGUUGAAAUUGGAUCGGCUACGGCAAGAGGUGGCCAUCACAAACAUGCUCAGUCGGAGAGAUAGGCAGCAGCGACUUUCUCAUUUUGGAAUGCCGAGCCAGUCAUUUCGGAUGAAACGUGCAGUUAGUCUCCCGAACACUAUCUCACUGGUGGGUAAUCGUUAA